Passer montanus (Eurasian tree sparrow) is the source of this 1240-nucleotide messenger RNA. Its product is annotated as bone morphogenetic protein 8A-like. The record is from RefSeq and is a predicted model, not a curated record. Lineage: Eukaryota; Metazoa; Chordata; Aves; Passeriformes; Passeridae. The transcript is spliced from 7 exons. Gene Ontology annotation, molecular function: cytokine activity; growth factor activity. The coding region runs from base 1 to 1128 and encodes 375 amino acids. Gene Ontology annotation, cellular component: extracellular region. Gene Ontology annotation, biological process: SMAD protein signal transduction.
AUGCUCCCCGUACCCCGGAGCCACCGGGCGGGGAGGGCCGGGGCGGUGCCGCUGCAGGGACCGUCCCUUCCCCUGGCCCCGCCGGGGCGGGCCGGUGCCGGUGCCGGAGCCGGGGCCGUGCCGGUGCCCGGGGCCGAGGGCGAGGAAGCGGCGGUGUCGCGGCCGGUGCUCACCGGGCUCAGCACGCAGAGCCCCCCGCCCGGCAGCGUGGUGAGCCGAGCGGACACGGUGGUCAGCCUCGUUAACGUGGUGGAGCAGGAGCGGGACCUGCUGUCCCCCAAGCCCUACUGGAAGGAGUUCAGGUUCGACCUGGCGCAGGUGCCGGCGGGAGAGGCCGUGACGGCCGCCGAGUUCCGCAUCCACAAAGCGCGGGCUGCGCCCAGGCACGGCAACUGCAGCCUCCAGCUCCGCGUCUACGAGGUGGCCGGGCAGCACCCCGGCAGGGAACCCGACCUGCUGCUGCUGGAUGUGCAGGAGCUGCGCGCUGGCGCGGAGGGCUGGCUGGUGUUUGAUGUCACAGCUGCCAGCAGCCACUGGUCAGUGGGUCAGAAACACACCCUGGGGCUGCGGCUCUACGUGGAGACAGACGAGGGGCACAGCGUGGAUCCAGGCUCAGCUGGGCUCCUGGGGCGCCGGGGACCCCGCUCCAAGCAGCCUUUCAUGGUGACAUUUUUCCGGGCCAGCCCCAGCCCCUCCCGUGUCACACGAGCAGCCAAACCCCCGAGGAGGCGACAGCCCAAGAAAUCCAACGAGCUCCCCCACCCGAACAAGCUCCCAGGGAUUUUUGACGAUGUCCACGCCACGGACGGGCGGCAGGUCUGCCGGCGCCACGAGCUCUACGUCAGCUUCCAGGACCUUGGCUGGCUGGACUGGGUGAUUGCUCCACAGGGGUACUCAGCCUACUACUGCGAGGGGGAGUGUGCAUUCCCUCUGGACUCGUGCAUGAACGCCACCAACCACGCCAUCCUGCAGUCCCUGGUCCACCUGAUGAAGCCUGAGGCCGUGCCCAAGGCGUGCUGUGCCCCCACCAAGCUCAGUGCCACCUCUGUCCUCUACUACGACAGCAACAACAACGUCAUCCUCAAAAAGCACCGGAACAUGGUGGUGAAAUCCUGCGGCUGCCACUGAGGGACAGGUCCCACCCCACCCCUGAGGGUCCAAAUCCUGUCCCUGGAUGUCCCAUUCCUGUCUCUGGAUGUUCCAUCCCCGUCCCUGAGAGUCCAAAUCCCGUCCCUGAGUG